This is a messenger RNA of Aphanomyces invadans, 1726 nucleotides long. RefSeq lists its product as hypothetical. NCBI's taxonomy places the organism in Eukaryota, Oomycota, Saprolegniomycetes, Saprolegniales, Verrucalvaceae. The record is from RefSeq and is a predicted model, not a curated record. Bases 164 to 1312 code for a protein of 382 amino acids. The transcript has 5 exons.
GCACGAUCAUGGCGACACCACGGAUGAUGCAAGAUGACGACGUAGAGCGACUGGUGAAGUGCCGCACACGUUCCGAAGUGGAGGCAAGGAAGGCCGCAGAAAGUACCAUGAAGCGUGCGAUGAAGGAAGCCACCGAGUGCAUGUGCAGCUGAAGAAAGAACUCAUGAUCUUGCGGAAAGAAAAGGAGGACAAUGAGCGAGCCAGAACUGCACCUGUUGUAUCCAAACCAGAGGCAAAACGACCUUCCGACGAUGUUAUGAAAAAGUUGUCCAAACGUGAGAAGGAAAUUGAAGAACUCAAACAAAUCCUUGCAGAAAAAGAAGCCGAAUGCGACACCAUAAAUGGCAACAUGCAGUCUGUUUCCCAAAGCUUACAGCAGGCUAAUCACGAACUGCAAUCAGUGCGCGAUGAACAUGCAGUGGCGGUAGAAACAGCGAAGAAGACAUUGUCAGAUCUACGUCAAACAAAGUCGAGCUUGGACGAACUCAAGAGGAAAUACCAAAAAGUAACAAAGGAGUUGAAGGAAGAAAAGCAAGCGCUCAUCACAGAGAACGCGCAAUUGACCCAACGCCAAGACGAGCUUCAAGUGGCAGCAGGUCAAACUGCACAAUUGAAAAAGCAGCUGGCACAAGCAAGAGAGCGCGUAAGUUCCAUCGCCCACGAGUAUGAGGAUCGACUACGCGAGCAAGAAACCUCGCACAAAAACGCGAUCCAAGAGAUCACCGCAACGUGGCAGGCUAAAGUAUCCGAAGUGGUCGCAUCCAGAGAUGCCGAUGUAGCUGCAGCGUCAAGAGAUGCAACAGCAACAGCCGAAGAAGGACAAAAUGGAUUGAUUAGCCGCUUACAAGAAGAAUUGCACUUGGAAAAGGAAGAAAACGUCGACCUACUGCAAACGGUCAAGUCGCUGCAAGAUAAACUCAAGGUGGCCCAGGAGGUCGUUCGCGAAGCUGAACUAGCCAAGAAAGAGGCGCAGCUUAAUGCGGAGCAUGCCCAAGAUAUGUGUUCGAGAGCGGAGGAAGCAGCCGAGGCUUGUGAAUCGCAGGCGCGCAAGUGCAAGGACGAAACAAUUGUCAUGGAGGAAAAGCUGCAGUUGAUCGACAAUGCUCUGAAGUUGCGGGGUAUUUCGAUUGAGUUUUUGCUGAAAAAGAACGCAACGAGUGGUGGUAACAACAACCACGACGGCGACGAAACCAGUGGCACCGCGACGCUUUCGUCGUCAAUCAAGAAAGACACCAUGAAAGCUUCGCUCAAGAAGCACAAGCAAACUCCUGAAGUCACUCCGUCGACCGAGACGCGAUCGAGGCGAAAAUGAUCCUUUCAAAUGAACAAAAUGCAAGACUUAAAUGCCAUUAUACUUCGCUGCAAACGCUUUCUGGUACGUUUCAAACGUGCCGUAUUUUAUGUGGCGUCGCAUAGCUCCGAAAAACUCGAAGUAAUGAUGCAAGUUGUGCAUGUACCUACGCCUUUGUCAUUCCCAAAACAAGAAACAAAAACUCCACACGUACAAGAGAAUGUUCGCCAGCAUUUCGUGCACAUUCAGCAAGUGGUUGAUAUACGCGCGGGAGUGGUGCGUGCACGCAAAGCAUGGACACCCAGGCAGCAACGGCCUCAAGUCCCGGUCGAAUUUCUUGUCGCGAAGGUUAAUCUUGGUGUCGGUACCGACAUCCUGCAGAUCGAGUCGUGUGGAACCGGAAUCGAGUACGUGCCAACAAGAUGUACCUCAUGC